Messenger RNA from Sebastes umbrosus (honeycomb rockfish), 5642 nucleotides. RefSeq names its product proteoglycan 4-like. The transcript has 3 exons. Lineage: Eukaryota; Metazoa; Chordata; Actinopteri; Perciformes; Sebastidae. The coding region runs from base 79 to 5007 and encodes 1642 amino acids. The record is from RefSeq and is a predicted model, not a curated record.
UGUCACUGUCUCAGACUGAGGUGGGUCUUUUUUACACUCUCUCCCUCUUAUCCUUUCACUCUUUACUGUCAGGACGCAAUGAGGUUAACAGCACUGUGCGUAUGUGGGACCCUGCUGGUCCUCUUGAGCCUCUCUCGGACCACAGCGGACCCUGAUGAAGAAGACCUCCUGGGGGAUCACGGAUUCGGACCCUGCGUUGCGACUCUGAGACCCGAGGGGCCGUGCAGACCGGGGCAGGAUGAGAACACGUGCCCGUACCUGUUCAGUCUGCCACCGCUGACUCUCCAACUACCGAAGCAGCUCAGAGAGCUGGAGAAGAUCGUGGAGGAUUUGCAGAAGCUGAAGGACAACGUGGACCAGCUGAGGAAGAUGUGUGCAGACUGUACAGUAAGCCAAACUGAGAGAGAGUGUGGGAGGCAAAGAGAAAGAGAGCAUGAAAAGCUGAAUGAGGGUACGGACAGACAUACGGAGGAGAGGAACUGGCUGAAUGAGAGAACUCCUGAGAGGACAGAAGCUUUCAGCAGGGAGUGUAGGACAGACAGGGUUAAAGCAGAGAAGACUAUGGCAGGAGAUGGUGACACUGACUCAGAAAAAAGAACAAUUCUGGAAGAGAAAGAGGGAAAGAAAUGGGAAGCAGAGAGAGAGAGCAAUAAAGGGGUCGUAAAAGAAAAUGAGAGAGACAAAAACCUAAAAGAAGUGGCAGAAAAAGAUGGAAAAACGAAGACAGAAGUGGCAAAAGCAAAGGACAAACUGGGACAGGCAAAGGUGCCAACUUCUGGUGGAAAUGAGAGAACAGUGGUCAGAAAAAAGGUUGUUGAAAAAAAUAACAGGGAGACCGAGACAGACAGAAACACAGACAAAGAUGGAAAAGGGAAUUCAAAGGGAGAUCCAGAGGACAGACUGGAGAAUGAAAAAGAGAGGAAAAGUACAAGUAAUGUGAAAAAUAAGGAGAAAACAGCAGAAAGUGACCGUCACGUGUGGCGAGAUGAAACAAAGGAAACAGACAGAAAGACUGAAACUGAAGAAGACGGGGACGAUGAUGAAAUAAAGAUGUCCGAGGGCCGUGAUGAGCAUACAGAUAAGGACGGAGAGCAGCACGGGAAGGAGAGGGAGAAGGAAAUGGAAAUAAAAGAGGAGCGAAAUAAUGAGAAAUCAAAACAGAUUGAAAGCAUUGGGCGUGCAGAAAAAGAGAAGACUAUAAAAGAGGGGGAGGAGGGGGACAGAGAGACGGGAACGGAGAUCAAAACAGAAGGAGAAAAAAGGGUCCAGAGUGUCCAGAGAGACGGGGAUGGAGAAUCAGCAUCCAGCGAGUCGACCGAGGGGACAGACUUUGUUUCAAUCAGCCCGACUCUUCAGUCUAUCAUUAGUUCAGCCCCGAGGCUCCACUCCAUGGACCCAGACGGAGCUAGAACCUUUACGUCAUCUCUACCGUCUCCUCCGUCUCCUCCUCUGUCCAGCUCCACUUCACAUUUCAUCACAGAGGUCAAUCAAGCAAAGACAGUAGUUGCCGAUGGACUACAAACCCAAAGUACCGGCCGUGGAGCAGCUGGCUUCUCUGAGCACCCGAGCCCUGAUGCAGAGGAAGGCUUUAGGACCACAAGUAGGCCAACAACAGCAGCAGCCACAAUAAACACAUUGGGUGGUCUUAGACAACAGAUAACCAGUCCCACUUCAAGGUUCACCUCGACAACCAGUGCAACACCUGGGGCAGGCUUCCAGGGUCAAGUUAGCUCAACGACAGCAGCUACAACUCCUCGACAGACUUUAUACACAACUACGUUCACAGGAGUUUCAGACCGCAGCCGUUGGACAGCCAGAAAGAACAUCACCUCAAAUACUAAGACUGGCGUGAAACCUCUUCCAGGUCGCGGACCGAAGCCCGGUGAAAAGCAUAAACCUGCCAAUAAGCCUGAAGCAGAUCAAAAGCUUAAAAACCCGAAGAAUGACCGUAAACCUGACCGAGCUCCUUCGCCUGAUAAAAAAACUAAACAUGACCAAAAGCAGAGACCUUCUCACCAAAAACCCACAACCGACCAAAGAUCUAAACCCAGCAAAGACCCUAAACGAGUCCAGAUCCCAAAACCAGACCAAACACCUCGACCUGAUCAUUUACCGACUGAUCGUAACAAUCAAAUACCUAAACGUGACCGAGAACAUCCAACUGAUCAAAGCCCGUUACUUAUUCAGAAGCCAAAAUCUCAUCAAAAGCCAACGCUUCCUGUUCAGAGACCGACAUCUCAUCAGAGACCUCAAACUGUAAACGCAACUGGUUCUGACCCUCGAACUGACCGAGAACCUGAAUCUGUUGAAAUCCCAAUUACUACUCAAAACUCAAAACCUAAGAAAAAGCCAGUUCAUCCUCUCAGAACCGACGAGUCUGAUCAAACUCAAAAACCCGAUCAAAGAUCUACAAUAAACCGAUAUCUCACACCGGUUCAAGAGCCUGAAAGGAGAGCCACAACGAGCCUCACGCCAACACCUGACCAGAAGCCUUUAACAGAAUUAAUGGAAAACUUUGAUGAAAAUCCUUCGCCCAAGCCGAAAUCUGUCAAAGACUCAACACCUGGACAAACACUUACACCUGAUAGUGCCCUCAUCAUCACACCCCCUGAACCUGAUAGUGCCCUCAUCACACCCCCUGAACCUGAUAGUGAUCUCAUCAAACCCUCUGAACCUGAUAGUGAUCUCAUCAAACCCUCUGAACCUGAUAGUGCCCUCAUCAUCACACCCCCUGAACCUGAUAGUGCCCUCAUCAUCACACCCCCUGAACCUGAUAGUGCCCUCAUCAUCACACCCCCUGAACCUGAUAGUGCCCUCAUCAUCAAACCCUCUGAACCUGAUAGUGCCCUCAUCAUCACACCCCCUGAACCUGAUAGUGCCCUCAUCAAACCCUCUGAACCUGAUAGUGCCCUCAUCACACCCCCUGAACCUGAUAGUGAUCUCAUCAAACCCUCUGAACCUGAUAGUGCCCUCAUCAAACCCGAUAAACCUGAUAGUGCCCUCAUCAAACCCUCUGAACCUGAUAGUGCCCUCAUCGUCACACCCCCUGAACCUGAUAGUGAUCUCAUCAAAUCCUCUGAACCUGAUAGUGAUCUCAUCACACCCCCUGAACCUGAUAGUGCCCUCAUCACACCGACCGAUCAAAAGCCUAAACCCAGCCAAAAAGCCCCUAAAAUAAACCAGAAGCCUAAACCUAGCCCAAAACACCCAGAGGUCGUAACAGGCCCAAAGACUAAACCGAAGCUGAAGCCUAAACCUGACCAAACACCACUGACCCGUCCAGGGCUUAGAACACCUCGGCCUGACCAAACUCUGAAAGCAGAAUCCAACAAAACAUCCAAACCGAGGCUUCCAGCCAGACGCAGGCCACCGACCCGGCCUACAGUCGGGCCAGGAGCAACACCUGUUCAAAGGCCAAAACCAGCAGGGCGACUGAAGCCAAGUCCAAAGACCAAAACAAAUUCAGAGCCUCUUCAAAUCAGCGGAACUCCAUCAGACGACAUCCAAAACUCCCAAACUGACAUGCCACCUGCACCUGGCCCCGUAACACAGAUUACUGAAGUCAGUUAUUCCACGGAGGAGUUCAGACCCAGCACCAUGAAAACUAUCACUCUGGAUCCAAAGACCUCCAACAGCCUGGAGACUGGACCCUUCCCUCGCCCUCACACCGUCUCUGAAGGCUUCACCGUGAGCCCGACCAGCAGGAUCACGUCUGAUCUGAGGCCACAAACAGCCGGUCGACCACCAUCCAUCCCAACGACAACAAGACCAAACAAAAUCAUCCGUGGGAUCCUCCCGGGUGUUAUCCUCCCGGGUGUUAUCUCUAGCACCGGUCCAGGAUCCACAAAGACAAAUCAAGCUUCUACGACUGACUCCAGCUUACAAGCUAAGCCCCUUCACACUGUGAAGGAAACAGCACCCAGGCACACUCCAGACAAAGUGAUGGUUCCAGUCCCAACCCCCAGCACCCAAACUACCUCCACCAUGAGCCCUGACCUCAGGUCAACAACCCCCGUCACCUCUGGCCCCGAGCCCCUGGCCGCUGAGGCUUCCACUCCCAGUGCACGAGAACUGCGUGUGAAAAUCAACCAGGUGGCGGCUUUCUUCAAUAACAGCCUGAGUCCAAGUGGAAGAGCGUUGGACAGGCAUCCUAAAGGGCACCUGGAGGACAACCAGGGGGGCAGCAGACCUCACAGGCCCGGCAGCAAACUACCAACACGGAGACCAUCUAAAGAUGUGAUUUUAAAUACGCUCAUAAUUCUUUGUGAUUUCUUUCCAUCUCCCUCGUCUGCAGUCAGCGUGGCCAGAGACUGCUCCGACCACCUGCUCAGGGGGGACACAAAGAGCAGAGUGUACCUGGUGACCCCUGACCUCCGCAGUAGAAGCUUCCCGGUCUUCUGUGACAUGGAGCUGGACGGAGGAGGGUGGACGCUCCUGCAGCGCAGACAGGACGGCAGCGUGAGCUUCAACCGCACCUGGGCCGAGUACCGGUCGGGCUUCGGGGAGCUGGACGGAGGGGAGUUCUGGCUGGGCAACAACAUGAUCCACCUGCUGACCCGGGACAGGGACAUGGUGCUGCGGGUGGAGCUGGAGGACUUUGACGGGGUGAUGGAGUACGCAGAGUACGAGCAGUUCAGGGUGGCGAGCGAACGGAUGCGUUACCGACUGACGGUGGGCGGUUACUCCGGUACUGCGGGCGACGCUCUGCGCUUCAGUAAAAGUUAUGACCACAACAACAGGGCGUUCACCACACCGGACCGGGACCACGACCGCUAUCCAUCCGGGAACUGCGGCGCCUACUACAGCUCCGGCUGGUGGUUCGAUGCCUGCAUGGCUGCAAACCUCAACGGGAGGUACUACGUGGGGCGGUACAAGGGAGUCCGGGACGGUAUCUUCUGGGGGACGUGGCAGAACAUCUCUACAGAGUAUUACCCCACCAACGACAGACAGUCCUUUAAAACGGUCCGGAUGAUGAUCCGACCGAAGAGCUUCGGACCACAGGACUGACUCUCUACCUAAAAUAACAUAAUAAACAUAAACAUAAAGGGUCGAACUACUAACUUCAACCAUGAGCUCCUAAGAUGCUCCUCACAGUUUAAUCACAGCUGGUAUACCCUAGUAUAGUAUAGUAGAGUAGAGUAGAGUAUAGUAUAGUAGAGUAGAGUAGAGUAGAGUAGAGUAGAGUAGAGUAGAGUAGAGUAGAGUAUAGUAUAGUAGAGUAGAGUAGAGUAUUCCCUCCACAGGGUUAUUGUUCACUGUUAACACGAUGCUGCCACCUGGUGGUGUUUGAUUCUGCACUAAUACAUAACCAUAUUUGUUUACAGGAUGAUAUGACAAUAACUGAGGAUGUACAUAGUUACAGAGGUUGUAGACCUAAUUCCAUAUUAUCUUUUUUAUAGGCUUUUGAUAUUAACGUGUUGUUGUUUUUUAGAGUGGUAUUUGUUUAAAGAUGAGAGAGGGAAUCCUCUCGUGAAGUUAUUUUUCAGUGAAUCUGACGGGUACGUAGCAACAGAGAAUGAGAUUUAUUAUUAUUAUUAUUAUUAUUGCAGUACUGGAAGGCCAGUUGAUGGUUGAUUGAAGCUGCAUGAGAUGUUUUCUAAUCAAAAUUUGUUUUGUUAAGAUAAAUAAAAUUGAUGAAUAUA